GAGAAGCCGGAGCGAGGAUGAAGAGCUGCUGGGCGCUCGUGUUGCUGGUGGGAUGCAUGGCCUCCGCGGCCACUGCACAGUCUCAGCUGAACUUCAACGAGGCCGUUUCCCUGGCCGUUGACUUCUACAACCGAGGGCUGGCCGUGAACAACACCUUCCAGCUCCUCCGAACUGCCCCCAGCGGUGACGUGGUCUCCAGCCCGUUUGAGUUUCGGCGGCUGAAUUUCACCAUCAUGGAGACCACGUGUCCUGUUGGGGGCCAACCCACUCAAGGGCCAUGCCAGUUCAAAGAAAACGGGCUGGUCAGAGCAUGCGUGGGCUUCUUCUCCGCCCAGCAAGUGGCUCCUCUCAUCGUGGUCACCUGUGAGGAGGCCCCCUCGGAGCCUGUCCGGGUCACCCGAUGGCUUUGGCUUCUGAGAGGAGGUCUAAAAGCGGCUGGCUGGGGCAUUCGGGCUCACCUCAACAGGAACCA
Molecule: messenger RNA, 472 nt
Organism: Alligator sinensis (Chinese alligator)
Lineage: Eukaryota; Metazoa; Chordata; Crocodylia; Alligatoridae
Product: cathelicidin-1
Biological process (GO): innate immune response; antimicrobial humoral immune response mediated by antimicrobial peptide; defense response to Gram-positive bacterium
Cellular component (GO): extracellular region
Molecular function (GO): lipopolysaccharide binding
Source: RefSeq, a predicted model, not a curated record